Molecule: messenger RNA, 840 nt
Organism: Impatiens glandulifera
Lineage: Eukaryota; Viridiplantae; Streptophyta; Magnoliopsida; Ericales; Balsaminaceae
Exons: 1
Coding region: 1-840 (279 amino acids)
Molecular function (GO): protein dimerization activity
Source: RefSeq, a predicted model, not a curated record
AUGGCUAACUUUGAAUUUGUUUUCAUCUUGCAUUUAAUGCAUAAGAUUAUGAGAAUAACAGAUAUUCUUUGUCAAGUCCUUCAAAGAAAAUCUCAAGACAUUCUGGUUGCUAUUACAUUUGUCUCUACUACCAAAAUUAGCCUUCAAAAACUUAGAGAAUGCGGGUGGAGAGAAUUUUUUGAUGAAGUUAAAAUGUUUUGUUCAAAAAAUGAAAUUGAUGUUCCUAACCUUGAUUGUCUACAUAAGAUCGGCCGUUCUCGUCAACAAAAUACAGUUGAGCAUCAUUACCACUUUGAUGUUUUUAAUGCUGGAAUUGACUUCAUUUUGAUGGAGUUAAAUACUCGGUUUAAUGAGUCAUCAGUAGAACUUCUUUCUCUUAGUACAUCUUUAGACCCAAAAAAUUCAUUUGACUCAUUUAAUAGUGAUGAUAUUUGCAAGCUUGCAACGAAGUUUUAUCCCGAAGAUUUCACAGAACAAGACAUUAUUGCUUUGAAGUAUGAAUUGGUACAUUAUAAACUUGAUGUGAUGCAGAAUUUGAAGGUUUCUACACUUGUUGAGUUGUGUCAACAAUUGACCGAGAGUGGACGAUCAAAAGUUUAUGUUAUGUUGACUAGAUUGAUUCAUCUUGUUUUAACAUUACUUGUUUCUACCGCUACUACUGAGCGAUCAUUUUCAGCAAUGAAGAAGGUGAAGACGGAACUUCGCAAUAAAAUGGAAGAUGAUUUUAUUGCCGACUGCUUGACACUCUAUAUUGAACGAGAUUUAGCUAAAGAUAUAAAUGUAGAUUUUAUUAUAGAUGAGUUUUAUGUUAUAAAAUCUUGUAGAGCUCAACUUAUUUAA